Diabrotica virgifera virgifera (western corn rootworm) is the source of this 6566-nucleotide messenger RNA. Its product is annotated as zinc finger protein 346. Lineage: Eukaryota; Metazoa; Arthropoda; Insecta; Coleoptera; Chrysomelidae. Bases 139 to 1323 code for a protein of 394 amino acids. The transcript has 8 exons. Gene Ontology annotation, molecular function: zinc ion binding; nucleic acid binding. The record is from RefSeq and is a predicted model, not a curated record.
CCAUAGCCCAUAAAAUUUUGACAUUUGUCUUGUCAUUUGUAUUGUAUGUAUGUAUGUAAUUUGUAAUAAUUUAUUAUUGCAAAAUAUACAACAAACUAGUGUAGAAUUAACGAGUUAAUUUAGUUUUUAACUUCUCCGAUGAGUUACAUAAACGAUUCCUACACCGAAAAUAAUAAAAGGAAAAUUGAUAAAGAUGACACUAGCAUCGAUACAAAAUUCAAGAUACCCAAAAAGAAAAAAGAAGAUACUGAUAGCAGCACUGCAAGUAAUUCACAAUUUGUAUAUAAUGCUGGAAACUCAAUAGCUGAUAACCAAUAUUAUGAAUAUAACAAUAAAUACGAACAAGGGGAAUGGCAGAAUUCGACUGCGUAUCCUUCAGAUUAUAAUAAACUAUAUAAUCUCACUCCUAGUGGUGUAGGACCUAUAACUCAAAAUAUUUGUGAAACCUUAUCUAGUAUUAAGGAAGCACCCAAAAAUUAUCAGAAAGAUAUAUUUAGAGAAAUUGCGCCCGAUACUAGCGAUCCAACACUCCCAAAGGAAUUAAAAAAACAAUUCCAACCCUUAUAUUGUAAACUUUGUACAGCCCACUUAAGUAGUAAUGUAAUGGCAAAACUACAUUACAGAUCGAAAAAUCAUGAAAAAAAGGUAAGAAAGUUCCUAUUGGAUUAUGCUGAAUCCACUAAUACCCCACUGCACAAAAGAGCAACUGUUACUUCGCCUACAAAAGCCGAGAAAGAAGCAGAUCCCAAAUGGUAUCAUUGUGUUGAAUGUGACUUACCAUUGACUGGAAGGAUGCAUGCCGAAUCACAUUAUAUGGGGAAAAACCACCAAAAAGUAGUUAUGGGAUACAAAUUGCCUACGGGUAGUGGACAUUACAAUAAUGAAGGAAAAUGGGUCAGGAAAAGCACAACAAAGGUGGUUCUUAAAGAUGGCGAGGACGGCUUCGGGCAGGAUUUCCGAGAGAAAAAGCCCGAAACUACCAUAAUUUCCACAACUACACCAACUCCCAAAACAUCUCAACCGUCUUCGACUACGGGCAAGUACAAAUGUUCCAUAUGUGACAUCGGGACUACGUGUCAGGAACAGCUGAAUAUUCACUUUCAAGGCCAGAAACACAAAAAGAAGUUGCGUCAGUUAGGAAUAAAUGAUCCUAAUAUCUUAGAAGGGGACUUUACGGAACAUCCGGCAGAUUUACAUUUGUACAGGACGCCAUCAGGUGACUACUACUGUCCGUCUUGUAACAUAACUCUCAGUUCUGGAGUUCAAUUUAAAAUACACAUCAAGGGCAAAUCGCAUUUUAAGAAACAAUCUCAAAAAUCUUAAUGAAGCAUAAACCUUUAUAGUUGAUCGGAGGCUAUCUAAAUAAAAGUCACCUUGUUAAUAUUAUAUAUUUUUUUACGUUUUGUAUAAGUGAUACAAAAAUCAUCAACAUGGUAAAUUAUUUACUUGGUGGGUUAGUCAUGAUUUAAAAUUUUUAUUUUUGCUAUAAGCAAGAUAUCAAUCCUUUAAUAAUAAUUUAUGUAUAAUUAUAACCAAUUUUAUUAACGCAACAUAUUUCGAAUCAAAUAACAAUUAAAAAUAUUUCAAUCGUUUAGUACUGUAUUGUGCGUCUUUUCGAGAAUUAGUGCAGUCGCACAGUUGUUCCAAAUGCUGAAAACGUGGCCACGAGGUAAAAUAAAAAGUCCCUAUUUAGGGGUUUUCAUGUUUACAGUUGUUUUCUCAUACUAUCGUAGAGUCGGAUCUAUUCUUAUUCAUAACUCCAGGGCGCAUAUUUACAGAUGCUCCUAUACUACGGCACCAAAGUGCUGAAAUCGGUUAGCCUUUGAUAUACACUAUUACGCUACAAACCCUCAUUGAUUUCGGCACCUAUUAAAAUAAGACAUCUAUUAAAUUUUGGUGUUUUUAAGUUUUUAUUGCAAUUAAUAUUAUUGUAAGUAUUGUUUAUAUUUCAAUUUAUUGCUUGAAAAUAGGAAUAGAAAAAUGUCUUUUGCAGAGCCAAUUAGCCAGACUUGUUUGUGAUUGAUUGCAGAUUCAUAGUCAUAAAUUUCUUAUUUCAUAACAUAAGUACUACAAUAUUAUUUUUAUAGAUACAUACAUAUGUACAUAUUAUUGCUUUACUUUUAUUUUUUUAUAGAAAUGUCGAAAUUUUUAAUAGAAAUGUCUAAACUGCAAUAAACCUAGCAUAUUAAUUUAAGAAUGUGUUUUUUGACCCUAACCCGAGAAACAAAUAAAACAAAAAUUAUAAAAAAACGCCAUUGAAUAAAAAAGAAAUAAAUAUUUUUUAUUUUUAUUUAUUUAUAGGUACAGAUAUAAUUACUCGUAUACAGUGCGUUCAUAAAGUAUCGCAUAAAUUCAUUAUUAGCUAAAUAAACAACAUUAUUAGAAAUUACCGAAACAGGUCGACUUUUGAUUUUAACUUAUGAUAUUUGGCAUAUAUAUCAUCCGUCUGGACGUGAUGACGUAAUCGAUGAUUUUUUAAAGAAGAAUAGGUUUCUUUCUUUGUUUGUUUUUGAAUCCGUUUGUUUAAUCCGCAAACAUGCAUCAGAAGGUCCAGAGAGACCCACUCACAACUAUCCCCUUAGAAACGUGGAGCAUAAUCUUUAUCUGCCAACCCGACGGUCUGAGCUGGUUAAGUGCUCUAUACUACACAAUUCGAGAAAAAUGCACAAUCACCUGCCAUCUAACAUCAAAUCUAUUACAGCAUUUCCCGCUUUUCGCAAGGCCUUGAAAGCUUAUUUGCUAGAGAGAGCUUUUUAUACAGUGAAUGACUUUUUUAUAAACAAUUUGAAUUCAGCAAAUUGACUUGCAGGAUUAUUACUUUCGAGUACUUUUGUACAUAUUUGCAGCGGCAUAGAACUUUUGAUUUACUUUCCCUUUUCCUUGUUCGCCUUCUUUUUGCUCUGACGUUGUAUACAUAUUGUUUGCAAAAUUUUUAAUUUUUUAAUGUGUACUUAAUAACUGUAAAAUUAUAUUAAGUAGUAUAACUCACGCCAUUUACUUGGUGUCUGUUUCUGUUUUUGUUUUGUUUGUAGUUUUUUAUUAUUUUUAGUUUUUUAUUGUAUUUUUUUAUUUUGUAUAAGCUUUGUCCUGGUAAAAUUUUAUGACAAUAAAGCAUACCUUACUUACUUACUUACUAGGGAUUGUGUGCUAGCUCAUUUGAAAGGCAAUUCAAUUCUCUAUUCAAUAAUAUAAACAUUAACAUAAUUAUUUAUACAGGGUGUCCAAAUUUUUUUUAUUUUCAAUUAAUUGACACAAAAAGACGAAUGUGCGUAAUUUAUUUAAUUCAAAAUACAUUUUACUGCUGUCAUGAAACAGAAAAAAAAUUUAUUUGACAAAUAAACAUUGCUUUUCGCUUAAAUUAAAUGAUCAAACUGUCAAGAGGCUUGUUUUUGGACACCCUGUAUAAAUAAUUAUGUUAAUAUUUAUAUUACUGAAUAGAGAAUUGAAUUGCCUUUCAAAUGAGCUAUCACACGAUCCCUAUUCUUAUUGAAAAAAUCAUCGAUCACGUCCAGAUGGAUGACGUCACUAGAAUGAUAUAUAUGCCAAAAAAUCAUAAAUUAAAACCAAAAAUCGACCUGUUUCGGUAAUUUCUAAUAAUGUUGUUUAUUUAGUUAAUAAUGAAUUUAUGCGUUACUUUAUGGACGCACUGUAUACGAGUAAUUAUAUCUGUACUUAUAAAUAAACAAAAAUAAAAAAAAAUGUUUAUUUGUUUUUUAUUCAUUGGCGUUUUUGUUUUAUUUGUUUCUUGGGUUAGGGUCAAAAAACACAUUCUUAAGUAUGCUAGGUUUAUCGCAGUUUCGACAUUUCUAUUUGAAUACAAUAAAUUGAAAUACCUAUACAAUACUUACAAUAAUAUUAAUUGCAAUAAAAACUUAGGCACGAUAAUUUAAUAGAUGUCUUAUAAUUUAAUAGGUGCCGAAGUCACUGAGGGUUUAUAGCGUGAUAGUGUAUAUCAAAGGCUAACCGAUUUCAGCACUCUGGUGCCGUAGUAUAGGAGCAUUUGUAAAUAUGCCUCCGGGGCAAGUGAGCCAUGUACUACCUUAUUUUGGUCGGCAAAGUCGGAAAGUCAAAAAGAAGCGUAUAUUGAAAACGUUUUGUAGUUUAUCAACUUUAUUGCUGUAAAGCAGAUUCUUCUUUUUCAAAUAUGUAUUAAUGUAAGAUAAAAGUUAACUAAAGAUUCGAUAACAAUAAAUGCAUCAAAUUUGUUAAUGAAUAAACAGUAAAAAUAUACUUGAAAUAAUCAAAAUUUCGUAAAAAAUACAUUCAAAAAGUACAUAGUUCUGCAUAAUUCUGCGAUUAAUGUUUAUCAAUAUCAAAAUGUACAGUCAGAAGAUAAAUAAUCACAUUGGUUUAGCUGCCUAUGCAUUGCUGGAAGUUGUUUGAAUACAAAAAUGUACCUAAGUAAUGUGUGCUAAAUAUUGUACUUCAAAAAGAAAAUGUAUUGGUAAUCAGUUAUUUCAAAAGUCCCUUAUUAUAUAAAAUUUCAAAAAAAUAUGCGUUUAUAAUAUAAGCUUCGAAUUUACUUCGGCCAUAUUGUAUCCGCAAUUUUGUUUUUCGAAAAAAUAAUGUUAGUUUUGUAAUCAGCCACCUUAAACUACCAAAUUCUUUUCGUCACGUUGGAUCUGCCAUUUUGUUUAAAAAAAAAAAAUGUCAGAUAACUAAGGGUCGAAAACUCUUAAGUACGAAAGUAAUUCCGAAGUGUAUGGACAAGAUACCGAAAAAUAUAUGACUUCAGAUCAUUAAAAUUUAUGAGCAAUAAAAUUAUGAAGAAGUGAUAAAGCAAAUAUGAUAACGAAUUCAUCAUCUUCCUGAAAACUCGUAAAAAUGAUAUAUGUAAUAUUUGAUAUAAAUAUCUGAAAAUGGUUAAAAAAAAGAAAUGCAAUGAAUGCAACAGGGUUAAAAAACUCUUUUGACUCUUCAUAGAAUUUUUGAAAGUGGGUUUUUUUCGGAAGCCAUUAGUAAUAUUCAGGGUUGGCUAUUCAGAAGAGUCCAUCCUGAUAUUUGGCAUUAUUAAUUAGAUUGCUGAACUAAGUACUGUGAUUAAAUUACUGUUGUCACAGAAGCGAAAAUUCUUAAGGCCUUGCAAAUUAUGAAGCCUCAGGCAGCAGGAUCCGACAACAUCACGGUCAAAGAACUGCGCAAGGUACCCAUUCGUACCAAAUUGGUUCUCGUCUCUGAUACCAUGCUUCUUUAGGGUGUCACUCCUGAAGUGUUGAAGUCGUGCAUAACGACAAUAAUACCAAAAGGUAACUUGUGCGCCAUAACGGUUUCCUCAGUGCUUGUAAGUGUUUUUUUGUUAAAACUUUUUUAGAGGUAGUAGUUAUAAACUAAGGUUUUAAAAUUACUUCUAGGCUGCAAAGCAUUCCAUUGAAAAAUACAUAGUAAUUUUUAUAAUUAAGGUUUAAUUUGUUUUUCUAUAAAAAACUCUUAGUAUUUUUUAUAUGAGAGUUUGUAUUAAAAACUGUCCAUUAGUUAGAACAAUAAAUCAUCAUCGUUUUAAUAAAACUGAUUAUUUUCCAAUUACAGAGUAUUUUAUUCAGUUUAUCUAUUUAUUAGGGUUUGUAGGUAUAAUAUAAUGUUUCUCCUAAGCGGUACUAGUUUAUCCUGCAGUGUCCGUAUUAAUAUAACAAGAUAAACUAGUUUGGCCUAGGCUGACCUAGUUUAUCCUAUCGCGUUCAACACAAACUAGUUUGGCCUAUGCCAAACUAGUUUAUCCUAUGGCAUCCUGGACAAACUACAUUGGCCUAGGCCAAACUAGUUUAUCCUGAAAUCGGGUUUGACCGGUAACAUAUAUAUUACAUAAUCAUAUAUUUUACGGAAAAAUCCAUUGUCGAAACGUCGAUUUUUGUUUUAAUUUAACCCAAAAGUAAAUGCACAAGGAAGUAAUUUAUAUAAUUAUUUUAGUUCAAAUUAAAUUACUUUUAAAUUCAAUAUUCAGUUGUUGGUGAUUUUUAUAGAUUGCUUCGAAUAUUAUAAAACAUAUGCAUUGUAAAUAGCUUUAAAAAAAGGCAAUGCAUGUAAAGAUAAAAAAUUAAGUAUUUUAUUUAUUAUUAUAAUUAUUAUAUAAAUUGUACUCUUUGUUUCUGUAGGACAAUUACACUAUUUAUUAUUACAUUAUUAUUCUUAUUUGUCUAAAAAUUGAGCCAUAUUAAGACAAAAUUGUCGAAAAAUAUGUGAGGUGGAAUUAAUUUAAAUGAUUGAUCACAAAAUUAAAAGUGAAAUAUCAAUUUGGUUCAAAGAAACCGCAAUUUUACUUUAACUUUUUUGUACGUUAAAUAAAUAUAGUAGAUAAUGUGGUUGUUUUCAUUUGCAAGAUGGACCUUUCGUUAACGCUACUUGUAUCUGUGAAUGACAUCCCACAACUUUGUCUUUAAAUCUAACUAUUACAUUCAAAAUUUGGUAAGAAGUAAUUUGGCUCGAUUUUGAUUAAAGCUUUUAAAAUUAAUUGUAAGUUGAUAUCUACGAUGUAAAUAUAUCUAAAGGUUAGCCAGUAGUACUACUGUUAUAUAGUUUUGUCCAUAUUACGAUUUAACAGGGUAAACAAAUACAUUUUACAAGGCUCCUCA